Cantharellus anzutake is the source of this 987-nucleotide messenger RNA. RefSeq lists its product as uncharacterized. The transcript has a single exon. The record is from RefSeq and is a predicted model, not a curated record. NCBI's taxonomy places the organism in Eukaryota, Fungi, Basidiomycota, Agaricomycetes, Cantharellales, Hydnaceae. The coding region runs from base 1 to 987 and encodes 328 amino acids.
AUGGCAGUGCGUGAUGUCAUUGUCCUCGACCUACCAGCAGAUUUCAAAGCGAUCACACAAUGGAAUGGACGGGCUGGUCAGGAUGGACAAGGGGGACAUGCGAUCAUAUAUGCUCCUGAUGUAGUUCGCAUUGAGAAUGUUGUGGACUUUGAUGGUGACCCUGUAACUGGGAAACGAAAAAUGUCGGAGAAAACACUUGCAGCUUGGAAGGAGUACCGGGAUGGGUGUUCUCCAGUGAUCAUCAAAUACUAUAACCCAGGGCCAAUGAGGUGCUGUCGUGAGGUUGUGUGUGCAUACUAUGGUGAACCCUGCCAGAAACCGGCGAAUUGCUGUGAGGCACCUGGCUGCCACCCCGGACCACCUGUUGAUCUUGACAAACUGUCCUCCGAGUAUGCUAAAAAAUUAGCAAAGACUCACGGAACAAGAUCAGUCCAGUUGGCAAAGGAGAACAAUGACUUACCAAAGUAUGAGAGGGAAAUGAUUGGAAUUGGGCUCAAGUGUUUGAUGGAAUGGAGGGAGGACUUGUGGGCAAGACACAGGGGGGAAGCCAAACUCAGUAACUUGGACCCUCCAAAUUUUGUCAUUACCGACCACGCACUCAACUUACUUGUGUCAGCGAUCCACCAAGCAACAUCAGAAAGCCGUACCUUAGACAUCUUGGAUCAGUGGAUGGAUAUUUCGGAGCUUGACCUCAGUGCGGAAGAGAAGUCAUCUCUCAUUCCUGUGGUGUGCAAUUCAUACUGGAAUGCAAAGUGCAAACAUUCAAGAGCUUGGAAGAAAGCCGAAACAAAGAUGCACACUGAAGCAUGCAAGCGACCACAGGUACAGGUCACACCAGAGGAUGAACAGAGUGGAUUUGAGCCCACUAGGGAUCCUGUAGUGGAGCUCAUGUCAGCUGAAGUAUUGGGUCAGAGGCAUGUGGCAGGAAAGCGGCAGAUCAGACUCACUGCUAAGGCAAUUAAUGCGGAUGUCUAUGAAGAUGAUUAG